AUGUGUGAGAUAUUCCCAGAAGUGAACAACUGCUGUUCUUUUUUAUCCAUCAGAAUGGGAAUGCUGUUCAUAGCAAUCCUGUCCAUAUCGACAGGUGCAAUCACUCUCGGCGUGGUAGAACAAAAAACGAAUAUUGACUAUGACCAGGUACUAUCUAUAUAUAAUAAUGCUACAAAUAGUACAAAACCAGAACAAGCUCUUUCAGACUUGAAUGGUAUAAUCAUAACUACAAUAACUGUAAUGUCAGUGAUUUUUAUGUUAGCUGGCUUGUGCCUUUUGUUCGCCACUUUGGCAGACCAAGAAGGGUAUGCGCAGGGGUUUGUAUGGCUAAUAUUUUUAAAUAUCCUUCUUGGAUUACUCAUAAUAUUGGCGAUAACUUAUGAGUGCUUAAUGAAAUCAAAAUGCUUUCUCGGUCAUAUGGAUUGGUUGUCGGGAGCAAUAGCACUCAUCAUCGUAGUGUUCUACUUAAUAUUGUGGUUCUACUUCAUAAGCGUGGCAAACACUUACGUUCUAAAUGGAAACACAUAA
This is a messenger RNA of Spodoptera littoralis (African cotton leafworm), 528 nucleotides long. The record is from the annotation of a GenBank genome assembly. Lineage: Eukaryota; Metazoa; Arthropoda; Insecta; Lepidoptera; Noctuidae.